This is a messenger RNA of Dromiciops gliroides (monito del monte), 1243 nucleotides long. RefSeq lists its product as uncharacterized. Bases 35 to 1243 code for a protein of 402 amino acids. NCBI's taxonomy places the organism in Eukaryota, Metazoa, Chordata, Mammalia, Microbiotheria, Microbiotheriidae. Gene Ontology annotation, molecular function: small molecule binding. The record is from RefSeq and is a predicted model, not a curated record. The transcript is spliced from 14 exons.
GAUUGAAGGGAAGGCCCUGUGAAGGUCUGUCAAGAUGAAGGUUCUUUUUCUAACCAUGACACUAAGCCUGUUCUCCAUCCUCCAAGCUGAAGAAUCAACAUCUUCUGAAGAAGUAUUUGAGGGAACAUACCAUAUAAAUGCUGUUGUGGGAGACAAGGAAUUUCCUGAGGAGAAGAGGCCUAAGGCCCUCUCACCCCUUACCAUCACCCAACUUAAUGAUGGUAAUACAGAGGCCAAAUUUACCAUGAGGGAGAAUGGCAAGUGCAAAGAGAUUAAAGUGAAAUUGGAGAAAACAGAUAAUCCCAACAAAUUUACCAUAAGAAAGGGCACAGGCCAUGUAUAUGUAACCAAGACCUCUGUGCCAGAUAAUUGGAUUCUCUUUUGUGAAAGCGAGGUCCAUGGUGAGCAAAUCAAAAUGGCCAAACUUUUGGGUCCAAAGACAGAAGUGAACCCUGAAGCUAUGAAGGAAUAUCAGGAGUUCAUUAAAGACAAAGGAUUUAAGGAAAGAAAAAUCUUCUCUCCCAAGCAAGAAGAGGGCUUGCUACAUAAAUGUUUGAAGCAAUCACUUUUGGCUCAGUCUCUUUCUUUUGAGGUUUUAUUGGGGCAAAUGAACAAGAAGAGGGUGACAAGUAGAUCAGGAUUGUGGGUGGGAUGCUGUAGUCAGCUGUCCUGGCUUGUAAGCUCUGAGAAGAGAGGGUGCCUGGGAGUGAAGCUCCAGAUGAAGGUCCUUUUCCUAACCAUAGCACUAAGCCUGUGCUCUAUCCUCCAAGCUCAGGAGUUAUCACCUUUUGAAGGAGGAUUUGGGGGUACGUACUUUAUAAAGGCCGUGGUGGCAGACAAGGAACAUCCUGGGGAGAAGAAGCCUAAGGAUAUGUCACCUUUGAGGAUCACUGACCUUAGUAAUGGUAAUUUGGAGGCCAAAUUUACCAUCAACAUGCAUGGAAAGUGCAAAGAGAUUAAAGCGAUAUUAGAGAAAACAGAUGAACCUGGGCAAUUUUCCACUGAUGGCGGCAAACGCCAUGUACACAUAGAAGGGACAUCUGUGAUGGAUCAUUGGAUUAUCUUCUGUGAAGGCGAGUUACAUGGCAAGCAAAUAAGAAUAGCCAAACUUGUGGGUCAAAAUGCAGAAGAGAACCCAGAAGCCUUUGAGGACUAUAAGAAGUUUGUGAGUCUUAAAGGAUUUAAAGAAGAAAAAAUCCAGAUCCCCAGACAAACUGAGACUUGCACCCCGGAACAUGCUUAA